UGUUAUUGGAUACAGUAGGAGGGAGCCAAACCGUAGUGGGCUUUGGGUUUAUUAUAAUAUCGGAAUUACGAAAGCUCUACAGUAGACGCAGAUUCCAUAUACAUCCAACUGACGUGCCCUUUUCACACUGUAUAUAAGACGGGUCGAUGACGCUCAGUGCAUUUCCCUCACCCCUGCGCUCCUGUGGAUUUAGGGGACUUCUUGGAUUUUGCAUUAGAACAUAUAUAUGUUUUCAUUUCCCCCGCCCCAGAGGAUAAUUUGCCUUUUUUGGGAUUUCAUUUUUAACAGGAGUUAUGAUACUCAGGAUAAUUCAUAUCUUGCUACCAGUGCUGUUACUGCACACCACAGCAAUACCACAAGGAGGCCAAGUGGACAAUGAAUCCAGUUUUAACUUGUUUGAGAUCAGCAACAUCACCAGAAAGACGAUUGGCGCUAAAGUCUUCAAGGGUCAUGAAUGGGAUUCUCCAGCAUACCGCUUCAUCCGCUUUGACCACAUUCCUCCAGUCAGCCCCUCUGUCCUCCAGCAGCUCCUAAGACAGAUCCAGAACAAUGACGGCUUUGUGUUUGUGGCUUCCAUACGUCAGGAUCGAGCGUCUCGUGGCACUCUUGUGGGCUUAGAGGAUUCUGGUGGUCGUCGACAUUUCGAGAUCAUCUCUAAUGGACGUGCCAAUAGUUUGGACCUGGUCUACUGGGUGGAGGGCUCCCAGAACGUAGUGUCCUUUGAGGAUGUGGAUCUAUCAGACUCACAAUGGAAGAACAUCACAUUGCAUGUGCAUGGAGAGAAUGCCAACCUUUAUGUGGACUGCAGCCUCAUUGAUAGCUUUACCCUGGAUGAGUCUUUUUAUGACCACUUGCAAGCUGACGGCAGCUACAUGUAUGUGGCCAAGGGAUCUAACAGGGAGAGUCACUUCAGGGGUUUGUUGCAGAAUGUUUGUUUCAUCUUUGAUACACCUGUCGAAGAUAUUCUGAGAAAAAAGGGCUGUGAGAUUUCCAAGCCUGAUGACAUGCACAUGGUAGACAAGGGUGAAGACAUCAUGGAAGUCAGUCCAGCCAUCUCUACUAACUUUAUCAGGCAAGAAAUGGAGGAAAUAAACACGUGUAAGCACUCGUGCGAACAGCUCAGCUCCAUGUUGCAGGAGCUCAACGGACUCCGCAUAGUGGUCGGAAACCUAAUGGAUGGCCUACAGAAAGUGAGUGAGGAAAACACAGUCAUGAAGAAAGCUCUUGGCAACAUUAAGGAUAUCAAACACAACCGUAUGUGCUGGCAAGAUGGCCGCUUGUUUGAGGAUAAAGAAGACUGGGUGGUGGAUAGCUGCACCAAAUGCACUUGUCAGGAGUCAAAGAUUGUGUGCCACCAGAUUACUUGUCCUCCUGUGGCCUGUGCCGUUCCAGUGUUCCUGGAUGGAGAGUGCUGUCCAAUGUGUCUACCUAAGGACAGUGAGGAUGGCUGGUCACCCUGGUCUGAGUGGACAGAAUGCACAGUUACAUGUGGUAUGGGCACCCAGCAGAGAGGCAGGUCAUGUGAUGCGACCAGCAACCCCUGUAGUGGUCCUUCUAUCCAGACACGCACAUGUAGCUUGGCUAAAUGUGACAGUAGAGUUCGUCAGGAUGGAGGAUGGAGCCUGUGGUCUCCUUGGUCCUCCUGUUCAGUAACAUGUGGUGAAGGCCAGAUUACCAGAAUUCGCCACUGCAACUCACCAGUACCCCAGUUGGGGGGGAUGGACUGUGAAGGAAGUGGCAGAGAGACACAACAUUGUGAUUCCAAGCCAUGCCCUAUUGAUGGAAGAUGGGGCCCAUGGUCCCCAUGGGCUAUAUGCUCAGUGACAUGUGGUGGAGGAGUGCGGAGUCGAAUACGUGUGUGUAAUAGCCCUCUGCCACAGUAUGGAGGAAGAUGGUGCUCAGGAGAAGCCGAACAGACGGGGACAUGCAACAAGCAGGAUUGCCCUGCUGAUGGCUGUCUGUCCAAUCCCUGCUUUGGAGGGGUGGAAUGCACCAGCACACCUGAUGGCUCAUGGGAAUGUGGUACCUGCCCCGCCGGUUUCUGGGGCAAUGGAACAUUUUGCGAGGAUGUGAAUGAGUGUGAUCUGGUGCCUGAUUUGUGCUUUAAAGUCACUGGGAAACAGCGCUGCAUGAACACUGACCCAGGAUUCCACUGCCUUCCUUGUCCUGCCCGUUACAAAGGAAACCAGCCCUUUGGCAUGGGAGUGGAAUUUGCCAGGAACAAUAAGCAGAUUUGUGAACCUGACAACCCUUGCAAGGACAAGACACAUAAUUGUCAUAGAUUCGCCGAAUGCAUCUACCUUAGCCACUUCAGUGAUCCUAUGUAUAAAUGUCACUGUAAGAUUGGCUACGCAGGAGAUGGCUUUAUCUGUGGAGAAGAUUCUGAUCUGGAUGGUUGGCCCAACCAGAACUUGGUGUGUAGAGCUAAUGCCACCUACCAUUGCAAGAAGGAUAAUUGUCCCAGCCUUCCAAAUUCUGGCCAGGAGGACUUUGACAAGGAUGGACAAGGCGAUGCAUGUGACAAGGACGAUGAUAACGAUGGAAUUAUGGAUGAGAGGGACAACUGCCCUCUGCUGUUUAAUCCCAGGCAGUUUGAUUAUGAUAAGGAUGAUGUGGGUGAUCGGUGUGAUAACUGCCCAUAUGAACACAAUCCAGCUCAAAUAGAUACAGAUAACAAUGGAGAAGGAGAUGCCUGUGCUGUUGACAUUGAUGGGGAUGGCAUCCUAAAUGAAAAUGACAACUGCGUGUAUGGAUACAACAGUGAUCAGAAGGACACCGACAUGGAUGGAGUGGGAGACCAGUGUGACAAUUGUCCUCUGCUUCAUAACCCUGAUCAGGCUGAUACAGAUAAUGACCUUGUAGGAGAUCAGUGUGACAACAACCAGGAUAUUGAUGAGGACGGCCAUCAGAACAACCUAGACAAUUGCCCUUAUGUUCCUAAUGCCAACCAGGCAGAUCAUGACAAGGAUGGAAAAGGAGAUGCUUGUGACUUUGAUGAUGAUAAUGAUGGAAUUCCUGAUGACAAAGACAACUGCAGGCUGGUAGCCAACAAAGAACAGAUGGACUCAGAUGGUGAUGGUCGAGGUGAUGUCUGCCAGGAUGAUUUUGAUAAUGACAGCAUCCCUGACAUUUUGGACAUGUGCCCAGAGAACAAUGCUAUAAGUAUAACCGACUUCAGAAAGUUCCAGAUGGUGCAUUUGGAUCCCAAAGGGACCACUCAAAUUGAUCCAAACUGGGUAGUCAAGCAUCAGGGUAAGGAACUGGUCCAGACUGCCAAUUCAGACCCUGGAAUUGCAGUAGGCUAUGAUGAGUUCAAUGCUGUGGACUUCAGUGGCACCUUCUAUGUGAACACAGACAGAGAUGAUGACUAUGCUGGCUUUGUGUUUGGUUACCAGUCAAGUGGGCGCUUCUAUGUGGUUAUGUGGAAGCAGAUCACCCAAACGUACUGGGAAGAGAAGCCAUCAAAGGCCUUUGGAAUCUCAGGUGUCUCCCUCAAAGUGGUUAACUCCACCACAGGCACUGGGGAAAACUUACGCAAUGCCCUCUGGCACACUGGUGACACCCCUGGCCAGGUUCGCACACUGUGGCAUGACCCUAAGAACAUUGGCUGGAAGGACUAUACUGCAUAUAGGUGGCAUCUCAUUCAUAGACCUAAGACUGGAUUCAUUAGAGUGGUAGUAUAUGAGGGGAAACAGAUCAUGGCAGACUCUGGCCCAGUCUAUGAUAAGACAUUUGCAGGAGGACGAUUGGGGUUAUUUGUCUUCUCGCAGGAACUGGUUUUCUUUUCUGACCUUAAAUAUGAAUGUCAAGAUGAUUGAAGAUGACAAGUUAUGGUUACUAAGGAUUUUUUCAGCUACAUGAAAUGUCUGUGUUUAUAUGAGUAGAACUGAUGGAAAGAGGUGAAGUACAAUGCGAUGGAACCAAAAUUCACACAGGACAUAGAAACUUGCACCACUACUACACCAUCUUUACAAACCUUCAAAUCAGCACCCAUAAAAAAAAAAAAUCAGUAUUCUUCUUCACAUCCAGUCUUGAGCACAUGAAGCAAGUUUUUCUUGCUUCAGAUCUAUUUUUAUGUGUUAUAUGGUUCUUUCUCCUGUUUGCCACUGAAAAUACAUGUAAAUUGCUAGUUUAUAGGCCAAUAGCAUUUCUGAAUUAUGUUUUCAUGUUGUAUCCAUAAUCUGUAUCAUUAAAUUAUUCAUAAACUAGUCAUCUAAUAAACACCUGAAUAAUAAUUAAAAUGUGUUUAUUAAAAGAAAAAGGUUGUUUUUUGAGUCAGUAUUAUGUUUACAGCACAUCCGUUUUUCCAACUUGCUGCAACAGGCUUUAUGAGAUUUUUCUAAAGGGCAAAUAUUCAGUAGAUUGGGCUUUCAAGUUCAAAGUGUCAGUGAAUUGUCAGGUUUUAGUUUCUGCCUGCUCAGGCCGAACUAAGCAAAUCAGUCGCCACACUACUCACAAGAUGUUUUUGUAUUAGAAAUUUUCAUUUUUUUUUAGGUUUAUCUAGAUUUUUUUAGUUUGUAGUUUACAUUGUUUAUUCUGUAAGUUUGGGAGCAUGUACAUUCUAGCAAGGACCUUAUGAAUAUUUUAGUGCCUUUUGCACUGGAGAUGUUAAUAUUAAGAUUUUUUUUCUUUUGUAAAUUAUUUAUGUGGCAAUUUCAUGAGAAUAUGUCUAGAUGUUGCAGGAUAUUGUAUAUAAUUAUUUAUUUGUUUACACCAACUACAGACAUUUGAAAUUUUAAUAGUAACUAUUAUUUUCUUUCUUUUAAAUAUGCAUUAAACAGUUCUAUGUAUACACAGUUCUAUGUAUACAUUCAGUGCUUGAUUAGUAUGUCCACCACAAUGUGAGAUAGAAUGUGAGUUUUAAGGCACACCAUCUGUAUUUUGUUGUGUUAUUUCUUGGAAGAACUUUUAUAGUCACUAUUUUCCAAAUAGGAUGCACACUGCAAGUCUUAUACAUCUGUUAGGUAAUAAACCAAAGAUUGUUUUGAAAUGAUUUUCCGCCAAUAGGCCAUUUACCAGUGUUCAUACUUUAUGGAUGGGUAGUAAUAUAUCAGAUUUGCAAAUAUAUUUUGGGUUUGGUUUCCAAGCCUCCUGUUUAGUCUUUUGUUAAAUCUUGUCAUUUUUAUGCCUCACUAUUUUUUUUAUUACAUUGUUCCUUGAAUAAAGAUUUGUAGACUAAUUUAUA
This is a messenger RNA of Ictalurus punctatus (channel catfish), 5185 nucleotides long. RefSeq names its product thrombospondin 2a (gene thbs2a). Gene Ontology annotation, biological process: negative regulation of angiogenesis; cell adhesion. Bases 294 to 3818 code for a protein of 1174 amino acids. The transcript is spliced from 23 exons. Gene Ontology annotation, molecular function: calcium ion binding; protein binding. Gene Ontology annotation, cellular component: extracellular region. Lineage: Eukaryota; Metazoa; Chordata; Actinopteri; Siluriformes; Ictaluridae. The record is from RefSeq and is a predicted model, not a curated record.